UAGAAAUCAGAAGAGGGGACAUGCCCGACUUAUUCACGGCCAUCGACGGCAGAGGUAACUUGUCCUAUUCAUGGCUGUCCUCAUACUGACCGGUGCCAUUGUGGCAUUAUUCCUGAGUGAAAGCCUUGUGGUCAAAGCAGAGGUUCGAUCGUACGUUGCAGCAGUUUAUGAACAUCGUGUGAUUCUGAACCCUGAACCUCAUGUUCCAAAUGAGAGAGAAGCAGCACUGGCGCACAUGAGCAAGAACUUAGACGUGUUCGAGGUGCAAGCCGCUUCAGCGGCAAGACAGGCUGCCCAGAUUAUAGUUUUUCCAGAAGAUGGCAUCCAGGGCUUUAACUUCACGAGAACAUCUAUUGCUGGUUACCUUGAAACAGUUCCAGACCCCAGAGUGGUUACCUGGAAUCCUUGCACAGAACCAGACAGAUUCCCAAACACAGAGGUCCUUCAGCGUCUAAGCUGUAUGGCUCAGAAGAACCAUCUCUUUCUGGUGGCCAACAUGCCUGAUCGCCAAGACUGUGACAACUUAACUGAUCCCCACUGUCCACCGGAUGGCCGUUACCAGUUCAACACAGACGUUGUAUUUAGUGACAAUGGAACCCUCAUAGCGCGAUAUCAUAAGCAGAACCUUUAUUUCGAGGCUGCCUUUGAUACUCCACCUGAGUGUGAACACAUCACUUUCACCACCCCGUUUGCAGGCAAAUUUGGGGUCUUCACUUGCUUUGACACGCUAUUCUAUGAGCCUGUUUUAACCUUAGUGAAGGAUAUGGGUGUGAGGCAGUUUGUGUUCCCAACAGCAUGGAUGAACCAGCUCCCCCUGCUGGCUGCUGUUCAAUUUCAACAGUCCUUCUCCUAUGCAACUGGGAUCACAUUGCUUGCAGCCAAUAUACAGGCAAAAGACCUGGGAAUGACUGGAAGUGGGAUAUUUACACCUUGGCAUGCUGUGUGCCACCAUGAUAUGGAGCGAGAGACAGGGAAAUUACUGGUGAGCAAAGUGCCAGUUUUAGAUCCCUCUAUGAUGGAGGAUGGAGAAGAGAGCUCUAGGCUGAAGUUGAUUCCUUUCUCUGGGCACUCUAAGCACAGGAGUAGAUCGGAGGAACUUGCAGAGGAACAUGCAGAUCCUAGCUGGUCUAUGAGUGGUUCACAGUUUGAUGUGCAUGAACAGAAGAAAAGCACGGAGUCAGACCAUUGCCUGGCAGAGGACUUGGGAUGCAGUGAGAGAGUGAUUUCUGAAGCAAACACAUUCAACUCCAUCAUGAUGUAUGACAAUUUCACAUUUGUACCUCUGCGAGGCGUUGAGGGGAACUUAAAGGUGUGUGACGGCUCACUCUGCUGCCACCUGUGGUUUCAGAGGUCUGGUCCUGAGGAAGAACUUUAUGCACUGGGGGCAUUCCAGGGGCUUCAUGUAGUCCAUGGCACAUACUACUUGGAGGUGUGUGCCUUAGUGAGGUGCACUGGCACAGAAUUUGGGAGUUGCGGAGGUGAGAUUGAGAAUGCACAGACAGUGGUUGAUUUCAGGCUACAGGGAACCUUCAGCACACCCCAUAUCUACCCUGGUGUUCUAGGCAGUGAGAUGACACUUGACAGACCAGAUGAAUCUGGCUGGGAGAGCAAAAGUGAAUUCUACAUGACUCGAAAAGGAAUGGCCACUGGACUUGUGACAGCAGUGCUGUAUGGAAGAGUCUACGAGAAAGAUGAUGAGUAAACUUGCAGAAAACCUUGCAUGUCACUUUUGGUAAUGUAACAAUAUACACUAUCUACAUCAGAGGUCAGAACCUUGAACAUACUCAGGGGGGUUAAGUGCCCUGCUCAGUGGUAUGUCAGCAGUGUCCUAUCUGGGCUCUGAACCCACAAUCACCAGGUUACAAGACUUAUUCCCAUACCAAAAUGCCAUUACCACCCAAAUCCAUGCCAUCUAACUGGCUGAUGACAAAGAUGACAACCAGGGGGAUGUGGCAAAAAGAAAUGUAUUCAUUAUCAACUGCAAAGAAUCAUUUUGACAUUGCACCAAGAGGCCAGUACAUAUUCCAUCUCUAAGAGCUACAUUUCUUACUUGCUUUUUCUUGCUCACAUGUUAACACACAUACAUGCAUCUCGCUUCAGUUUACAGUGCAGUGCUGUGAUUCUUUAAAGACAAGAGUUGUAGGAGUAAAACCUGCACCUUGAUUGCUGGUCUCAAAAUCAGGUACAAAAUGUGUGACAAGGCCUUAAGAGUGAGAGGUCACCCUCACAGAAAAUAGAUCAAAACUCGGCCUGCGCCCAGAGGUCUGUCUGUUGCAGGAAGUGCUCACUGAAUCUUAAGAUGUAUAAUGGGUGAUUCUUACCAUCUAUUCCUGUUUUCAUUUUUGUUCACAAUGAAUUAACUGUGACUAAAAAAGCUUAAAUUAAGUCCUCAUGCUCAAA
Molecule: messenger RNA, 2400 nt
Organism: Chanos chanos (milkfish)
Lineage: Eukaryota; Metazoa; Chordata; Actinopteri; Gonorynchiformes; Chanidae
Product: biotinidase-like
Exons: 4
Coding region: 71-1702 (543 amino acids)
Molecular function (GO): hydrolase activity, acting on carbon-nitrogen (but not peptide) bonds, in linear amides
Source: RefSeq, a predicted model, not a curated record